AUGUCUGCUCCAGAGAACCGUCCUUUGGCCUUGGAGAACCAGGCGUGUUUGGAAGCUCUGCAGGCCGAGGGGCAAGUCAUUGGGCGGCACGGUGAGAGGAUGCGCGACGCUAAAUUUUGGACUAUCGGAUUAGUUGUCUACCGAUGCGACUACUCAGAUGAUGCAUUAUGGGAACGCUACUUGGCCAACUUGCGCAAAGAAGCGGACGAGUGGUUCAAGCGGCACAAACAGGAUCGUACAACGGCGCUCUAUUAUAAGUGGACAAUCUUUGAGGAUCGCGAGGCCCUCCAUGGCGCGAGCAAGCUGCUCGUCCGAGACAAACAUGCUGCCUGGCGAGAUGAGAUGUCCGUCGAACGAGACGGGCCGGGAGCGGAUAGGCUCUACGCCAAGGCCAUGCCGCGGUUCACUUUUGCUCUGCAUGUCGGCAGAGACAGUCUCGACACACUCGUUGCUUACGAGGUGGCUACUUGGCAGAACCUGGUGCCGAAUCCCUUGUGGGUCACGGUUGCCCUCGUCCAUGUACCGUUCACAUCCUGGCCGCCGACGAACGACUCUGACGAAGAGUACGAAGAGGACAUGGACAAUACAGAGGACGAGGACGAUCCUGAUCGCCCGGGAUCUGGGCUGGCAGUGGAUCCCCGUCUUCGCUCUGUUCAGCGACCAACAGACAACGAGUCUGGUCGUAUGAGCCGCGAAGAACAAAAGUCGGCAUGA
This is a messenger RNA of Microdochium trichocladiopsis, 714 nucleotides long. RefSeq lists its product as uncharacterized. Lineage: Eukaryota; Fungi; Ascomycota; Sordariomycetes; Xylariales; Microdochiaceae. The coding region runs from base 1 to 714 and encodes 237 amino acids. The record is from RefSeq and is a predicted model, not a curated record. The transcript has 2 exons.